Symbiodinium sp. CCMP2592 is the source of this 1176-nucleotide messenger RNA. The record is from the annotation of a GenBank genome assembly. Lineage: Eukaryota; Dinophyceae; Suessiales; Symbiodiniaceae.
AUGAUGCAGAAUCCAGAGAUGAUGCAGCAGCUGAUGAACUCGCCCAUGGUUCAGCAGAUGAUGAGCAACCCGGAGGUUUUGAGGACGAUGGUUCGCAUGAACCCGCAGCUGAACGAGCUCAUGGAGCAGCGACCGGAGAUCGCCAGAAUGCUGGAAGAUCCGGAGUUGCUCCAGCAGUCCAUGCGCAUGGUUGCCAAUCCAUCGCUGAUGCGAGAAAUGACGAGGAAUGCAGAUCGCGCCCUGGGCCAGCUUGACGCCAUGCCGGGCGGUCACAACGCGCUGGUGCGAGCUCACGAGGAGUUUGCAGACCCGCUCUUUGAGGCUAUGUCAGGAGGAGGCAGCACCGCCAGCGGUGGGAACGCGACGGCGGUCGACUACUCGCAGGACACUAGCUCUGGACCUAGCAGUGAGGCGCUGCCCAAUCCUUGGGGCCCGGCGCCGACCGCGAACACCCCCGCGGCCACCCCUGCGCCAGCUGCAGCCACCAACCCGGCAGGCGGCAUGGCCGGGUUAGGCGCCUUGGGCGCGCCAGGCGCCCUAGGUGCGCCAGGUGCAUUGGGCGGUGCGCCAGGUGGCCUAGGUGCCAUGGGUGGUCUUGGUGGCAUGGGUGGCCUAGGUGGCAUGGGCGGCUUUGGGGGUUUGGGUGGCUUGGGGGGUUUGGGCGCCCUGGGUGGUAUGGGUGGUAUGGGUGGCAUGGGUGGCAUGGCCGGUUCGGGGGCUCCUGGUGGCAUGACCAGCCCAGCCCAAGCACCGACAGCUGGCACGACCGCGCCGGGAACGGCCGGUGCGACGGCGCCGGGAGCGGGCACGGCCGGACCUCCCAUGAACAUGAUGCAACAGAUGAUGAGCAAUCCUGCUCUGAUGUCCAUGAUGAUGAAUCCCGCGAUGAACCCUUUCGCUGGGGGCGCAGGCGGUUAUGCUGCCGGAGCAAACCUCGCCCCAGGCGCAGCCGCACAAACCCCGGAGCUUCAGAGAGCGCGGUUCGCGUCGCAGCUGACGCAGCUCUCUGCCAUGGGCUUCACGAACGAGGCUGCUUGCCUUAGAGCCUUGGCGCAGCACGAGGGCCGCGUGGACGCGGUCACCGGUGCUGCGCCCAAGCCUCGGAAUGAUACGGAGCAGUUGAAGGCCCCGAAGGGAAGGAGAGGCUUCCAAGAUGCUGCCCAUCUGCAAGACUGA